CCUCAUCAUUGAUCGAUUAUUUCACACUCAAGUUUUUAAAUUUAGUCGCUUGUCAAUUUUCGUGUAGAGUACAACAUUCAUCCUAAAGAUGAAGUCUUUAAUCGUUUUUGCAGCUUUUUUAAUUUUCAGCGUGGAAAGUGAAAUUUGUGGAAAUUUAAAUCAAUCAGCAAAUCAGUGGCCCUGGACUGUCUCAAUAUUUUCAAAUUCUUCAAACAUGGUUUUGUGCCAGGCAUCAAUAAUCAACAAUAAGCACAUUUUGACAGCUGGACACUGUUUGCAGAAUAUGAAUCCAUCGGGUAUUCAAGUAUAUCCUGGAUUUAUGUCUCAUCGAAGAACUGACAAUCAUCAGUUGGUUUGGCAAGUCGAGCAGAUAAAUCUUCAUCCUGACAUGAAAUUGACAUCGAGAGGAAGAUUCAUCAAUGGUGGAUUUGUUGCUUCGAUGGCAAUUCAUGCAGACUUAGCGAUUGCUACCUUAAAGCAAGAAAUUGAAUUUAAUGAUGUUAUCACGUCUAUAUGUCUGCCAAUUGAUGAUUCAAUUUUGAAUAUUGAAAUUCAUGGCAGCUAUAGUGGAUGGAAUAAGAAUGUAAAAAAUGUUGAAUCUCUCAACACAACCAUUGAUGCGAUUGGAGACGCUGAAAUAUUUGAGGUUGAUGUGGAUGAAAAAAGAAUUGAUUUUGUCACAGGUACUGGAUUUUACAGUCGAAUAAAUUCUUCAUGGAUGAUUGUCGGCUUGAUGACGAUAAGGGAGAGUGAAAAUGACACUGAGAUGAAUAAAUUCAUUAGCAUUCAUAAAUAUGUUAAUUGGAUUACGAAUCUCACUCAGAGUACAUCUUUGCCAUCUACAAACUCUUCUUUUAAUAGCAAUGUUGAAACAAGCACCACUUCAACUGAUUCUUCAUCUUCAAAAACCUCUUCUGAAUCAAACUCAACAACAAUUUCACCAUCAAAUGUUGAAACAACUGCACAUUCUUCUACAUCAGCCCUUCCAUUAACAAAACUCGAGCCUAAAGUUAAUUCAACAAAUAUUCAGCAAUCAACAUCAGUUUCAAUUGAUGAACAUAGCUCAUCCACCCAGUCAUUUAAAACGACGGAUCAACAAACUAAAAUUACUAAUUUAACUAGAAAAGCAUCUCAAGAAAAUGCAUCAUCUACUCAAAAAACUACACCAUCCAUGCCUGACACUAUUCAGACAACAUCAAAAUUCGAUAUAUUAGCACUUAGUUCAGCAGUUCCUGACAUAUCUGUAUCUCAAAACUUACAAUCAACAAAGGCUCCUUUUACAGAACCUUCCACUCCAUCUCAUGAGAAGAAAUCUACUUCAACAAUCUCUUCAAUAUCUCAAGAAUCAACAUUACCUAGAUCAACAGAAACUCCUCUGUCAUUGUUGAGUGAUGCAGUCACAAGAGAACAAAUAUCUAUUUCAAGUAAUUCAACUUCAACAACACCACAAAAAUUAAUUAGCACGGUUGAAAAUAAAAUUGAAAAUUCUACUCCUUUGAUAAGUACUAAUAUUGAUAUGCUAAAGACUGACACUACCACAACAAAUGAAAGAGCCCCAAAAUCUAUGUCAGCAAGUGAGAAAACAAUCGAAAAUGCCUUAAAUGACGUAACAGGAUUAAACGUAAACAUCGAUAGUGUGACUGAAAUACCUAAACACAUUGUUUCUAAUUUACAAGCUGUUUACAACCGUUCAUUUAGUUUAAGACUCCCAGAAGGGAGAGAUUUGAAAGACUUUACCAAUAAUGUCGAUCAACUUAAUGGGAACUUAUCAACAAUUUCGAAUAGUUUGCCUUCUAUUAUUUUAACAACAUUAACAACAACAACUGGAAAUCCUACUGAAAAAGACAUAAUGACAACAACUUUCUGGCCAUCGUUGAAUAGUGUCUUUAAUAUUUCAGAAGCUAGUCCAUCCAUAAUGAACUCAACAGAUUCGAAUGAUAAUUCAACAACGACAAUAAGGAGCGAAGCUAUUGUAAUAGGAGGAAUUGAGCUUACACCAGCUAUGAUAAUCACUGGGGUUUGUGUUGCUUCAUUGCUGAUUCUUUUUACUGUAUUCGGUGUUUUGUCAUUUUCAAAGCCAAUUGCACAUUAAGUUUAAUAAUUUCUUUUGUGAAAUGUUAAUGGACUUCUACUAAAAUUUUAGAUAAAUGCUGAAUUUUUUUUGGAAGCAGAAUCAAGUAGCAAAAAAAUUCAUUUUCUACGUUUUUCACUUUAUGCAGCAAUGUAAAUAAAUUGUGCAGAAGAAAAG
Messenger RNA from Chironomus riparius, 2248 nucleotides. The record is from the annotation of a GenBank genome assembly. NCBI's taxonomy places the organism in Eukaryota, Metazoa, Arthropoda, Insecta, Diptera, Chironomidae.